GUGCCUCCAGGCCCAGAAUCGGGAACGGCGCUGGUGGCGUGCGAUCUGAGUGCCUGUGCAGGAACCCGCUGCACUUGGUGAGGUGGGCAUGGGAGACCAAGCCCAGCUGACCAGAGACCCCGUUUUCUUCCAGACUGAGGGGAAAGGCGGUGGGACCUCCCCACCUGCCCCACAGAAGAUGCAGUUUUUCGGCCGCCUGGUCAAUACCCUCAGUAACGUCAGCAACUUGUUCUCGAACCCAUUCCGGGUGAAGGAGGUGGCUGUGGCCGACUAUACCUCGAGUGGCCGGGUUCGGGAGGAAGGGCAGCUGAUUCUGUUCCAGAACACUUUCCAUCGCACCUGGGACUGCGUCCUGGUCAACCCCAGGAACUCACAGAGUGGAUUCCGGCUCUUCCAGCUGGAGGCGGAGGCCGAUGCCCUGGUGAACUUCCAGCAGUUUUCUUCCCAGUUGCCACCCUUCUAUGAGAGCUCCACCCACGUCCUGCACAUCGAGGUCCUGCAGCAGCUGACCGACCUCAUCCGCAGCCACCCCAGCUGGUCGGUGGCCCACCUGGCGGUGGAGUUGGGGAUCCGAGAGUGCUUCCAUCACAGCCGCAUCAUCAGCUGCGCCAAUAGUACGGAGAAUGAGGGGGGCUGCACCCCCCUGCACCUGGCCUGCCGCAAGGGCGACGGGGAGAUCCUGGUGGAGCUGGUGCAGUACUGCCACGCCCAGAUGGACGUCACCGACAACAACGGAGAGACGGUCUUCCAUUAUGCUGUCCAGGGUGACAGUUCCCAGGUGCUGCAGCUCCUAGGGAAGAAUGCCUCGGCCGGCCUGAACCAGGUGAAUAACCAAGGGCAGACGCCGCUGCACCUGGCCUGCCAGAUGGGGAAGCAGGAGAUGGUCCGUGUGCUGCUGCUGUGCAACGCUCGCUGCAACAUCAUGGGGCCCGGCGGCUACCCCAUCCACACGGCCAUGAAGUUCUCCCAGAAGGGGUGUGCUGAAAUGAUCAUCAGCAUGGACAGCAACCAGAUCCACAGCAAAGACCCUCGCUAUGGGGCCAGCCCCCUCCACUGGGCCAAGAAUGCAGAGAUGGCCCGCAUGCUGCUGAAGCGGGGCUGCGACGUGAACAGCACCAGCUCCGCAGGGAACACGGCCCUGCACGUGGCUGUGAUGCGCAACCGCUUUGACUGCGUCAUGGUGUUGCUGACCCACGGGGCCCACGCUGAUGCCCGCGGAGAGCACGGCAACACACCGCUGCACCUGGCCAUGUCGAAAGACAACGUGGAGUUGAUCAAGGCCCUCAUUGUGUUUGGGGCAGAGGUGGACACCCCGAACGACUUUGGGGAGACUCCUGCAUUACUAGCCUCCAAGAUCAGCAAACUUGUCACCAGGAAGGAGCUCCUAACUCUGCUGAGAACCGUAGGGGCCGACUGCCGCUUCCCACUCGUCCAGGGGGUCCCCGUGGAGCAGGGCUCCACAGCAACGCACCAUUGCUUCUCCCUGGAAAGAUCUCAGCCCCCACCAAUCAGCUUAAACAACCUAGAACUGCAGGACCUCAUGCACAUCUCCCGGGCCCGGAAGCCAGCGUUUAUCCUGAGCUCCAUGAGGGACGAGAAGCGGACCCAUGACCACCUGCUCUGCCUGGACGGCGGGGGCGUGAAAGGCCUCAUCAUCAUCCAGCUCCUCAUCGCCAUCGAGAAGGCCUCAGGCGUCGCCACCAAGGACCUCUUUGACUGGGUGGCAGGGACCAGCACAGGGGGCAUCCUGGCCCUGGCCAUUCUGCACGGCAAGUCCAUGGCCUACAUGCGUGGCGUGUACUUCCGCAUGAAGGACGAGGUGUUCCGGGGCUCGCGGCCCUACGAGUCGGGGCCCCUGGAGGAGUUCCUGAAGCGGGAGUUUGGAGAGCACACCAAGAUGACAGACGUCAAGAAACCCAAGGUGAUGCUGACAGGGACGCUGUCUGACCGGCAGCCGGCUGAACUCCACCUCUUCCGGAAUUACGAGGCCCCAGAGUGCGUGCGGGAGCCGCGUUUCAGCCAGAAUAUCAACCUGAAGCCUCUAACUCAGCCCUCAGACCAGCUGGUAUGGCGGGCAGCCCGAAGCAGUGGGGCAGCCCCCACCUACUUCCGGCCCAAUGGACGCUUCCUGGAUGGCGGGCUGCUGGCCAACAACCCCACACUGGACGCCAUGACUGAGAUCCAUGAAUACAACCAGGACUUGAUCCGCAAGGGUCAGGGCAACAAGGUGAAGAAGCUCUCCAUCGUCGUCUCUCUGGGGACAGGGAGGUCCCCGCAGGUGCCCGUGACCUGUGUGGAUGUCUUCCGUCCCAGCAACCCCUGGGAACUGGCCAAGACUGUUUUUGGGGCCAAGGAACUGGGCAAGAUGGUGGUGGACUGUUGUACAGAUCCGGAUGGGCGGGCCGUGGACCGGGCCCGGGCCUGGUGCGAGAUGGUCGGCAUCCAGUACUUCAGAUUGAAUCCCCAGCUGGGGACAGACAUCAUGCUGGACGAGGUCAGCGAUGCAGUGCUGGUCAAUGCCCUCUGGGAGACCGAGGUCUACGUUUACGAGCACCAGGAGGAAUUCCAGAAGCUCGUCCAGCUGCUGCUCUUGCCGUGAGGCAGCCAGGCCCCCAGCCGCCCCCUACC
Ceratotherium simum simum (southern white rhinoceros) is the source of this 2628-nucleotide messenger RNA. RefSeq names its product phospholipase A2 group VI (gene PLA2G6). Lineage: Eukaryota; Metazoa; Chordata; Mammalia; Perissodactyla; Rhinocerotidae. Gene Ontology annotation, molecular function: protein binding; long-chain fatty acyl-CoA hydrolase activity. Gene Ontology annotation, biological process: cardiolipin acyl-chain remodeling; positive regulation of ceramide biosynthetic process. Gene Ontology annotation, cellular component: mitochondrion. The record is from RefSeq and is a predicted model, not a curated record.